CUCCUCCCACUGAUUCCUAAAAACUACAAAACUCGCACACUACAAACCCUAACCCUAGUUUUUGUCCUUAUCCUCGUUUUCGUGAUCGUUCGUUCGCCCCCUUUUCUCACUAUAAAAAGAAAACCCUAAUCACACCCUUCUUCAUUUCCACACAGAUCUCGAUCUAGAGAGAGAGGAAAAAGAAGAAGAAGAAGAAGAAGAAGAAGGAGGAGAAGGAGAAGAGCAAUGGAAGGGUUGAUACCGUACGUGAUCCACGCGAUCAAGAGGCGGCGGGAGAGGAGCAGGUACCGGAGCCUCUCCGUCGCCGAGGGCUCGUCGCGCGGCGGAGGGAGCCGGAGGCCGCUCGUCGCCGCCGCCGCCGGCCCGGCGGAGUGGGCGAAGGAGGAGGAGGAGUGGACGCCCGCGCCCCGCGGCGGCCACCGGCGCGCAAGAUCCGAGUUCCCGGCGCCGGCGCCGGCGCCGGCGCGGGGGUCGGAGUGGUUCCCCGAAUCGGAUCUCCGCGCUGCGGCGUCGCGGAGCACGAGGGAGAAGGGCCCCGUUAGGGCUUAUUACGCGCGAGAGUAAGAGGGAGGAGCGGAGGUGACCCAUACAUACAAAAUUUCUCCCCGGAUCUUAGUUGUAUUGUUUGUUUAUUUAUUUAUUUAUUUAUUUAUUAUUUGGUAAUUGUAUUGAAGUGUAUAAAGAUCCAUUUUUUGUAUUGUUGUUUGUGCUCUAUAAUUAUUUGAGAGUAUAAUAAAAAUUAGAACAAGUGAUUCGGUAUCCCUGAAA
This is a messenger RNA of Ananas comosus (pineapple), 768 nucleotides long. RefSeq lists its product as uncharacterized. The transcript has a single exon. The record is from RefSeq and is a predicted model, not a curated record. The coding region runs from base 226 to 564 and encodes 112 amino acids. NCBI's taxonomy places the organism in Eukaryota, Viridiplantae, Streptophyta, Magnoliopsida, Poales, Bromeliaceae.